UCGCACUCUACGCUGAAAAAUCUGUAUCCCAACAACGAAAGCGAGUGCAAAAGUGUUUAACUCAAAAUACCCGCUAGAGGAGCGCGGCGGCCUCACCCAUAAAUUGUUUAAACAAUUAGGAAUAAAAAUCAAUAAAUAAAAACAACACCGCCAGCUGCUAGGACAAGAUGGUCUUCGAGGCAGUGGUUGCCGAUGUCCUCAACAAGGUGCUGGGAGACUAUAUCGAGAACUUGGAUCGUAACCAACUCAAAAUAGGCAUUUGGGGAGGCGAUGUGGUCUUGCAAAACCUAAAGAUACGCGAGAAUGCGCUGGAUGAUUUGGACCUGCCAGUGCAGCUUAUCUACGGCUAUCUGGGAAAACUGGUGCUGAAGAUACCCUGGAAGAAUCUGUACAGUCAGCCCGUGGUAGUGAACAUUGAAGAUCUGUAUGUCCUGGUCUCACCCAACAACAAUGUCAAGUAUAAUGCGGAGAAGGAGGCCAAGUACGAGCUGGAUGCCAAGAUGGCGGCGCUGGAUGCCCUCGAGGCGGCCCGCAAAAAGGAGCUGGAGAAGAUUUCGGCCAAGCCCGAUGCUGGAUUUGCCGAGAAACUAACGGCGCAGAUUGUAAACAAUCUGCAGGUGACGAUAAAUAAUGUGCAUUUGCGAUACGAGGACAGCACAACGACGGGAAGCCCCUUCUCCUUUGGCAUAUCGCUGCACAGUCUGGAGCUCUUCACCACGGACUGCAACUGGGACAAGACCUAUAUGACGCAACAGGCCUCCCAGGUGUUCAAGAUAGCGAAUCUCUCCUGCCUGUCCGUCUACAUGAACUGUACCGCUCGGCUCUUUGCCAACGAGACGACCCCGCUCACUGAACUCUUCCAAACGAGCAUUGCCCGCAAAGACUUCAAGCCAGUGCGCUACAACUACGUGCUGGGGCCCAUAUCGUGCAAUGCCAAGCUGAAGUUGAACAUGAAUCCCGAGUUCGAUAGCCCACCCUUCCAGAUACCCAAAAUAGAUCUCUGCUUGGAAAUGGAAACCCUGAAUGUGGGUCUAACCAACACCCAGUUCGACAACUUCCUCAAGCUGGGCGAUGCCAUGAACCGCAUGCAGUUGGGAGCUCCCUACCGCAAAUAUCGACCGUACGACCUGCCUAUCAAGGGGCAUGCCAAGGAGUGGUGGCAGUUUGCAGCCACAUCCAUACUCGAGGAGCACGUGCGGAGACCCCGACGCUGCUGGACCUGGGCGCACAUCAAGCAGCAUCGCGAUCGCUGCAAUACUUAUGCCCAGAAAUACAAGGAGCGAGAGCUGAGCAAAAAGCCUGCAGCUACACUAAUAGAGACUUGCAGUCUGCUGGAACAGGAAUUGGACGCCUUCAACCUUCUGCUGAUCCGACAGCGUGUCAACAUCGAGAUAGAGAAGCUACGCGUCGCAGCGCCCGUAGAGAAGGCGGGCUGGUUAAGUGGCUGGUGGGGCGGCGGAGCCAAGAAGGAGAACGAAGGCGCCGAUCAGAAUUUUGCACGAAAAUUCGAGGCCGCCAUGACGACGGAGGAGAAGGCCAAGAUGUACAAGGCGAUUGGUUACCAGGAGAACGCAAAGCCCCAGGAUGUUCCCGAAUAUUAUGAAGCGAUUAGAAUGAACUUUAAGCUGAUUGCCUUGGAGGUGGGCGUCUACCAGGACACGCGCUCGGUCGCCGACGCGAGAGUGUCGUACGACUACCAGGAUCUGCCCUCGCUGGUGCUUCUCAAGUUCUCCAUGGCCACGGCCUUGGUGACCCAACGGCCAGCUGCAGAAGCUCUCAGCAUUACGGCUGGCAUGAAGGAGCUCAAGGUGACGGGCCUCGGUCGCGACGACCACACCCCCACGCUGGUGGCAUCAAAGAUCACCGACGAAUUCAAUUUGCUAGACAUAUUCUUCGAGACGAAUCCACUGGACGGGCUAUGCGAUCAGAGAGUCAAGAUCGUGGCGCGUCCUCUGGAAAUCAUUUACGAUGCCGAAACUAUUCUGAAACUCAUCAGUGUCUUUCAGCCGCCCAAGGAUGUGACACUCUCAAGGUUCGAGAACGCUGCCAGCGUACAGCUAACUAGUAUCAAGGAGCGCUCUGCCACGGGUAUGCAAUACAUGAUUGACAUGAAGUCCAUCCUAGAUGCGGACAUCCUGCUGAUGCCGAACAUUCUGGUGGUGCCACACAAAGGGCUCUAUGUGGCUGGCGAGUCCUCCCUUGUGGUCGUAAGCAUGGGACAAGUCCACUUGACUACGCAGACCAGGCGCCGUACGUCGACCAGCCUGUUCAGUUCCAGCAAUAUUCUCAGGAAUGUCAUGGAAAACGCAUAUGACAGAUAUACGAUCAAGGUGGACGACAUUCAGCUGCUGGUGGCGCGGCCUGGCGAGCCAUGGGACCAGGUGCUCAAGGCCGCCGUCUCCACAGACAUGCAUGUGCUGCAGCCCGCCUCCCUGAUGGUUACUGCCGCCCUCUGUGUGGUGGACGAUGACCCCCGCAUGCCCAAGAUGAAGGUUGACAUUGAUUUUGCCACUGUCCAAGUGAACGUCUCCGAGGAUCGGGUGAUAGACGCCAUCUCAGUGGCCACGAGCAUACCCCUGCCAGCCGCCACCGAGCCAGCAGCGCAGCUGGUAAUGACGCGCUCCCGUAGCUCGCUCUCCAAUUUCAUCAACAAGGAGGUGAUCAAGUUUGGCAGCAACGUGGGCAGCAUCAAGGCAACCGCAGUGGAGGAGAUCAUACAGUAUACCAAUCUGGAAGUAAACUUCUCACUGAAAGAGAUCUCCUUCGGCCUGUACCAGUCUAACAGACUGUGCGAAAACGAUUCGGAUGUCACCAUUGAGUUUCUGACACCAGACGGAACACACCUACCGUCCCCUGUGGAUCGGCCACAGACGACAGCAAACGCGGCCGAGCCGAGCCCGGAGGCGUCAUUUUCCAUGCGUUCUUCGCCGCAGAUUUUGUCCGUCCAGAUGCACCAGCUUGAGGCUACUUUGGCUCAGCGAACAUACGAGACAGUUGCCACAGUCAAGCUGGGGGGCGUGAAGAUCAAACAGUUCGACUGCCAGGACAACAACCAGGAGGUAUUGGACAUAAUUGAUACGCCUGGAUACACAGAGGGUCAGGAAUUGGGCGAGGACGUUAACUACCUGUUCACCAUCUCGUGUACGAUUGCUGACAAGACGUCGCCAGAGUUCAGCACCAAAUAUAAUUCCACCGAGCAGCUAAUUGUCGCCAACUUUGAGGUGCUGCAGAUUGUGCUGCAUCAGGAGUGUCUGCUUCGAGUGCUGGAGCUGGUAAGGGAUUUACAGAAGAGCCUGGACGAUUUGCUGCAGCACGACAAGCCGCAGGACCGGUAUGCCCUCGCUGGUGCUGGCGAUGGGCUCAAACAGAAGCUGAAUGUCAUCCUGGAGGACACUGAGCAAAUCCUGACCACCAAGCAGACUAGAAAUCGACGGAUGAAGGAAUCCCAGCGGCGUGUAGAGAGCGUGAAGCUUCGCUUGAUCGCCAACCUCAAUAAAGUGGGAUUGACGCUCACCUCGAGAAGUCGCCCGCUGGCGGAGAUGAACGUAAAGACAUUCGUAGCCAAUUUGACCAUGAAGAGCUCCUACACGGAGCUGAACCUCGGUCUCAAGGAUAUCCAGAUCAUUGACCUAAACCCUAACACGAUUCACGACAAUAUAUUGAGCAUUGUCGGCCAGAAUGCCUUUAACUGCCAGGUGGUUCUCUACAACAAGCCCGAAACUGUCGACUACAAUUCUGAUGACAUGAAGAUCACAGUGGAUAUUGGCUGCAUGAAGAUUAUCUUUUUAAAUUGGUUUGUCGCUGGCGUGCUGAACUUUCUCAACAAUUUCCAAGCUGCCCAGAAGGCGCUGUCCGAGGCCAGUGCUGCUGCAGCUGAAUCCGCCCGCCAGAAAGCGAUGGAUGCCUACGAGACGGCGACGCGCAUGAAGAUGAAUGUGCGGAUAAAGGCACCCAUCAUCAUUAUACCCAUCGACUCCAAUAGCAGGGAUGCGUUGUCCCUCGAUCUGGGAAUGCUAGAGCUAACGAACAAUACCGUGACGGUCGCAGUGGCCGAUAGAACCGAACGGGCCGUCAUUGACGAGAUAAAGCUGCAGCUGAGAGACGUCAAACUGUCCAAGGUUGUCAUAUUAACUGGCAACGAGUCCAUGAUAGAUGACGUGGAUGCUGCCGUUGGCUUUAAGUCCAAGUUUAACAUGAUGAACCCCAUGAGCUUCACUCUGCUGGUCACUCGCAAUCUGUCGAGCACCUGGCACAAGGAACUGCCCGAGCUGAAUCUGUCCGGUCGCCUGAAGUCCAUAGAGCUCACACUUUUCGCUGACGAUUACGCUCUGGUCAUGUCGAUCUUGAACCGCAAUCUGAACGAGGGCGUGCAAGAGUUCCCGCCACGUGACGACCCACCGUCCACUCAACCAUCACCGACGCGGGCAAGCGUACUCACCGAUGGUCGUAGCACCCGAAAGCCUUCCUUCCAAGCCCCGACGUUGCUUAAGAACGAAAAGAUCUAUGAGGUGCUCAAGUUCAAUUUCCAGUUUGAUGGCGUGAUAAUAAAUCUGAUGGAGGACGAAAACGAAGGACUGGCGCGCUUUGGCAUAUAUUUCCUAUCUGUCAAGGGCACUAAGCUGGUCAACAACACCCUGAGCACUUCCCUGGUUCUCUGCAACAUUCAAUUGGAUGACAUGCGGACGAAAACCAAGAGCCAGAUAAGGCAGUACUUGAGCCGCAAAGACUGGGUGCAGGCAAAGCUGCCGACGGACGAGAUCAUUGACGCCUGCUACAAUGAGCGCAACUUUAUGGUUGAUGUCACAGCCAUUGUCAAGGAGAACGAUAUCUUUGCCGAAGUUCGUGUGCGUGGCUUCGAUUUGAUCGUCUGCAUCGACUUCCUGCUCAAGCUGACCAAUUUCCUGAUCCUGCCGCCAGACACCACACCGCGACAGUCUCUGGAUGUGCAGCCCAUUUCGGAGACGGCUCAAUAUGCGCAGAAUUCCAUCCGGGAUUCAGCCGUAAUGGCAGCCAGCGAGUUUAUUGACAAGGAGUCAGUGGCUGCUGGUCCCAACAAGAAGAUAAACCUCAUACUGCAUAUCGAUGAACCGGACAUAAUAUUGGUGGAAAGCUUGGACGAUCUGAACACAAAUGCCAUCAUCUUCAAUGCUCAAGCUCAUCUCAACUAUCGCGCCAUAGAUAACAAACAGAUCAUCAAUGGACAAAUCGAUGCACUCAAGAUUUACAUGAGCGCAUUCCUGCCAGAGCGGCGGGAGCAAACGCGCCACUACAUUUUGCACCCGUGUGUGAUCAGCCUGCAGGGUUCCACACCCGAAGAACAGGGUCUGCACAUUAGCCUCAAGCUAAGCGACAUUAUAAUCAACGUGUCCCCUGCCACCAUCGAGCUGCUGAACAAAGCGAUAAUGAGCAUAGCUAGCGGUUCUGCAGGCAAGGCAGUCGUAGAAAAGGAAACUAGGGACUACUCACAGCUCUGGUACCCGCAGAAAUUCCGCAACCGAACCUAUUGGUUCACCAGGGUGGACCAGGGAUUCGAUGCCCUGCAAUAUAUGACCAACGAAACAUCGGAUGCCUCGAAGCAGAAAACUGAGAAGUGCGUCAUUGAGCUGCCCAGCAUCACGGUCGUGAUUGAGUCGGGCGUGGGAUACUACACCAAGCCACUCAUAUGCUUGGACACACGCAUCACAGCCGUCUUUAACAAUUGGAGCCGUAAUCUAAGCGCCCAGGGAUCCCUGACCCUCAACAUGAACUACUACAACCAGUGCCUCGCCGAGUGGGAGCCAAUCAUUGAGCUGAACGAGGUGGUGGGCCGCAACGGAGUAAGCGAGUACACUCCGUGGGAGCUGAAGUUCGAGCUGGCCACUGAGAAGGUGCAGAGCGAGACAAACGAUGAGUUGCAGCAGCAAACUAUCAACAUGGUGAUUCAUUCGGAUGAAAAUCUAGAGAUAACAUUCAGCAAGACAAGCCUGGCGCUGCUCGGCGAACUGAGCGAGGCUUUCUCGCAGGCCAUCGACCAGAAGGGUCUGGCCAAGCCGGACAUUGUGGCGCCCUAUGUCGUGGAGAACGACACGGGCUUCGAGCUCACCAUCGAUCUGCGCAGUGGCAUCUUUACCCUACACGAGGUUCAUCGUGGGGGUGUUCAUUCGGUCAACAGUUCAUUGGUUAUAUCCUCAAGCGAGCUCUCGUCGGAGGUCGAUCCCAAUGACAUACAAAUUUGCACAAUUUCACCAGGAGGGCGAGCCUAUCUGCAGACCAAAGAUCUGAGCACAUUAACCGAUGAGCAGGGAGAGGACUACAAUCUCUAUUUGCAGAUUGGUUCCAUCGAGAAGGGAGUCGUGGUGCCGGUGUCAAAGUCCGACACGCGAUACUUCCCCCUGAUGCGAGGCAUAUCCCAUGAUCCCUGGGGCAUUAUUUCCGAAGUGAAGCAAGACUAUGGCACCACCACAGUAAACAUUCAUGGUGUCGUCAGCGUAUUUAACCACUUUACCACCACCAUUAGCGUGUACCGGCGCAAGGCGACGGAUGGAAGUGUUCUUUUAGUGGGCAAUGCUGGUCCUGGCCAAGUGUUCCAUGUGCCCCUGCACGCUAUCUACGCGGACUCCAAGGAGUUAUUCUUCUCCUUGCCGGGCUACAAGACCUCGGUGCAGGGUAUUUCCUGGAACGCCAGUCCCUCGGACCUAAACUACUCGCAUCAGCUGCAGUGCGACCCCGUCUCCACAUUCGAACCGCUGUACAUAAAUGCCACAAGGCAGAAGGAUGAGGUCUACCACGAGAAUACCAACAAAUUCAAGCUGCUGAGCGCCUUCUACACCAUCCACUUGCGACCGCCUCUGUACCUACGUAAUGCCCUGCCCAUAAACAUAAUGGUUUCGGUGGCUGGUUGCUCUGUGCGAAAGGACUCGCUCGAGGUCAGCUCCACCGAUUUGGUUAGGAAGCAUAACAAGGAGGACUUCCUGGACUAUGGCGAGAAACAAGUGAACCCUGGCGACGUGCUCCAUUUGCCUACAGUCCGCCUGUCGGAGAAGGGAAGGGACGGAAAAAGCUUUCUGGUUGUGCGACUGCUGCAAUACCUAGAGAAGGACUGGUCCUGUGCCACCGAAAUCGCCCAAUACAACGGAGACCUCACGACCUGGACAUUUUCCUCAUACGAUUCUGAGAUGAAAGUCGAUAUGGAUCUCAAUGUGCGACCAGAGAAUCGACACGGCAGCACUAUGCUCACGCUGUUCAGCCCCUUCUGGAUGAUUAACAAAACGGGAGAGAUGCUCACGUAUAAGACGGACUCCACAUCCGUAGAGGUGCUGUAUCAUCCGCCGGAGUACAGUGGACCCAUACUCCUUACCUUCCGCGAUAAGAUGUUCUUCGAUAAGAAGAAGGCUUCGGUUCGCUGCGACAAUGGAGACUGGAGCGAGAAGAUUCCCCUCGACGUGGCCGGCUCGGUUGGCGAGGUCACCUGCCAUGCCAACGAUCAGAACUAUCACAUCGGCGUCCACAACCACUUGACACAGGACUCGUUGACCAAGCAGAUUACGUUCAUACCCUUCUAUAUCGUGUGCAACAGAUGCCCCUAUAAAAUCGAGCUUCAGGAGCAAAGCCGCCCGGGCGAUCCGUGGAUGACUCUUAAGCCGAAUCAGUUUGAGCCCCUUUGGCCGAAAAACGACCACAAGCACAAGCUCGUGGUUAAGGUGGACGACAAGGUGACGCCUGCCUUCGACUACACGGAGGUGAUCUGUACCCUGCUGAAGCUGGAGAACAGCAUACAUGGAGGCGUUAACGUCGAUGUGCAGACAACGGAGGGCGGCGUGUACAUAACCUUCACAGAGUACAAAAAAUCCGAUGCACCGGGGCUGCUCAUCAAUCACACUCAAAGGGAAAUCGCCUACCACGAGAAGAACACCAAAGAUCAGAAUAUUCUGUAUGCCAAAAGCAAUAUAAUGUUCGCGUGGAGUGAUCCGACGGGGCCCAAGGUUCUUGUUUUUGGAAAAAACAAACAGGAAACCGAUCUGCGCCGUGACGACAUUGGUGAGGUCGUCAUGCAGGACGGCACCAAGGUGUUCUGGGUCUCCUUUCUGGACGGCCUGCAGCGUGUGUUGCUCUUCACCGAAGACGAGUCGAUAGCCAAACGUACGGAAUCCACCGCCGCCCUUCAGACGAUUACGCAGAGCAUUGAUCUGCGCAUCCAUGGCAUCGGCCUGUCUGUGAUAAACAAUCAGACCGGUCUGGACAUACUGUACCUGGGGGUCACCAGCUCUGGCAUCAUUUGGGAGUCGAAGAAGGAAAGCAAGAAGCGCUUUAAGGAGAUGACCAUACACGAGACUGAUCUUCUGGAGGCCGCGUACCAGCGGUAUCUGGUGCACAAAAGCAUCAACGAUGUCCAGAGCUACAGGCUGGACAAUAAAUUUCCGAUCGAUUUCGAUAACAUGGUGUUAAAGAAGGCCACUGAUCUACAGCUGAGACGCAGCUUCUACCCGGCCAUUUGGGUGUCGAACAAGUCGUCGCCAUUCCAGAAUCAGCUUCAUAUCAAAAUUAAUCGCGUCCAGGUGGACAACCAGUUCAUCGAUCCCAUAUUCCCAGUGGUGCUAGCACCGAUACCGCCGCCCAAGAGCGUGGCCAGCACAACGACCCUCAAGCCGUUCAUUGAGUGCAGCAUGGUGCAGCGCGUCAUGCCCAACUCGACGGUCAAACAGUUUAAGUACGCCAAAAUACUGAUUCAGGAGUUCCACUUCAAGGUGGACAUACUGUUCCUCACGGCCAUUGCUGAGAUGUUUGCCAAGGAGGUGUCGGACGAGGUGGCAGCCAAGCAGUUCCGCCAGGACGUAGACUCCAUUGAGCAGCCCCUGUCUGCCUUCUUCGAACUUCACUCGCAGCAGCAGCAGAAAAACUUCUACGACAGUCUCCACUUGGGGCCACUCAAGAUACACGUCAGCUUCUCGAUGGCUGGAUCAGACACCACUGCACUGCCCGGAUUUCUGGGAACCCUGGUGCAAGGCGUGGGCGUGACCCUAACCGACGUGAACGAUGUCGUGUUCCGCCUGGCCUUCUUCGAGCGCGAAUAUCAGUUUUUCACCCAGCAGCAACUGAUCAACGAGAUCACCUCCCACUACACGGGCCAGGCACUGAAGCAGCUCUAUGUCCUCGUCCUAGGCCUGGAUGUCCUUGGCAAUCCCUAUGGCUUGGUAAUUGGACUCAAAAAGGGAGUAGAGGACUUGUUCUAUGAGCCAUUCCAGGGGGCUAUACAAGGGCCUGGCGAAUUCGCUGAGGGUCUGGUGCUGGGCGUUAAGUCCCUCUUCGGUCACACUGUAGGCGGAGCCGCUGGUGCCAUGUCCAAGAUUACUGGCGCUAUGGGCAAGGGACUGGCAGCGCUUACCUUUGACGAGGAUUACCAAAGGAAACGGCGGCAGGGCAUGAACAACAAGCCAAAGAACUUCCAUGAGGGAUUAGCACGAAGCAGCAAGGGCUUGGUGAUGGGCUUUGUCGACGGUGUCACUGGUGUUGUAACCAAACCUGUUAGUGGAGCUCGCGACCAUGGCGUUGAGGGUUUCUUCAAAGGACUGGGCAAGGGAGCUAUUGGUCUGGUCGCUCGCCCCACCGCUGGUGUGGUUGACUUCGCCAGUGGCAGCUUUGAGGCGGUGAAACGCGCCACAGAGGCUAAUGAAGACGUCAAGCGGCUGCGUCCCACACGCUUCCAGCACCAUGAUCAUGUGCUGAGACCCUACUGCUACAACGAGGCCAUGGGCAACAAAAUGCUGAAGGAACUCGACAAGGGAAAAUAUUCCAGCACGGAUAGCUUCGUUCACUGCGAAGAGAUCAUUCAGAAGGCCGAGUAUCUUCUGGUAACCAACUACCGGCUGGUGUAUAUCCAACGUAACGAGAUGUUCGGCGUCUGGACGUCGCUCUGGUCGUACCUAUGGAAUGACAUUAGCUCCGUUGAGGCAACUUCUCGCGGUGUACAAAUCACUGUCAAAGUGGAAGGCAAGAAGGUGCUCGGCUUUUUCAGCAGCAAGGAAUCACCCCGCAAGCUGGUGCUGCUGGGAGAUGAUCGCAAGCGACGCGCCCUCAAGGAAAUUAUCGAAUCUCAUAUAAGGGACAGCUUGUCCAACGUCCCUGGCACAUCCUUAUACCCAGAUCAGCACAAUAACUAAACUUGAAUUUAUCACCCAACUGUAUUAUAAUCCAACACAUCCCCACGGUGGCAUCAGUGUCAGCUACUACCUCGAUCCACCAUCAGUCUGCCUGCGGCUACUCUAUCUAUGCGUUGAGAGUAAACGCAAAUGAAUCCACAAACCUAUCCACACGCAAUAAUGAAUGCUUUUACGUACAGCA
Messenger RNA from Drosophila guanche, 10317 nucleotides. It is a transcript of the gene Vps13, whose product is annotated as vacuolar protein sorting-associated protein 13. The coding region runs from base 168 to 10136 and encodes 3322 amino acids. Gene Ontology annotation, biological process: protein targeting to vacuole; protein retention in Golgi apparatus. NCBI's taxonomy places the organism in Eukaryota, Metazoa, Arthropoda, Insecta, Diptera, Drosophilidae. The record is from RefSeq and is a predicted model, not a curated record. The transcript is spliced from 29 exons. Gene Ontology annotation, cellular component: extrinsic component of membrane.